AUGCUUCUCACGUCCCUGCCUAACGAAAUCCUCCAGACCAUCGCCGCAAAUCUUGAAACUGAAAACGAAAUCAAUCGAUUCAUCCUCACCAGCGUGGAGUUAUACUCCCACUUGAACGACUGGUUCUACCGCCGCAAUAUCCGGCAAGGGGGAUGGGCUCUCUUCGACGCAGCCUACAAUGGCCGAGAAGAAACCGCAAAGCGACUUCUCAGACUUGGAGCUGACGCAAAUUCCAAAGGCAGCCACCAUUCCUACGCGGCUGUGAGAACGGUUUUGGGAGUUGCCACAUGGAGUGAACAUUACGAGAUUGUCAAGUUGCUUCUCACGUAUGCAGCCGAUCCCAAUGACCGAGAUUCUAGUGGUCGAACGCCCAUAUUCUACGCGGCGGAGAAUGGGAAUGUCUCGAUAGUAGAGCUUUUGCUCAAGUGGGGAGCCGAUGUCAAUAUCUAUGAUUUCAGUCACCCUCCCGAGACUCCCCUGGACAGGGCUUUGACAGCGGAAGAUAGCCAGGGCGUCGUGGCGCUUUUACUGGAUGGGAAUGUGAAUGCGGGUACCGUGGAGGCCUCGGCUCUUUGCAUACCGGAUUCUCCAUGGUCUCAAUCAUCUGCAUCGUCUUUUGGGGAUUGA
Molecule: messenger RNA, 627 nt
Organism: Penicillium brasilianum
Lineage: Eukaryota; Fungi; Ascomycota; Eurotiomycetes; Eurotiales; Aspergillaceae
Source: the annotation of a GenBank genome assembly